AUGAAGCCGCGGGAAAAGGUGGUGACCGCAGAAGACAUACAGAGCUCACUCUAUUUCGUCCACGUUGAGCAACCAGAAGAUGCUUACCUUGUCGACCCUCCUGGAUUUCAGGAUCCAGAUUAUGCGCAAGAGAGCCAGUUGUCUUCAAAUCCCGUCUCUGCGCCCAUAGUCCCAAGGAAAGCAGUACCCGGCAUAAACACAGCUCCCAUACGGAAGCCCGUUCCUAGCCCUCUAGCGCCCAUCAAUAACUACUCCAACAACCAAAACACUGAUGCAGGCAACUAUGCGCGGAGAUCUGCAAUGCUCGCCCCAGAGUAUAGCCACAGCCCACGACGCUCAUUCGAUGCAAGCCAGUACCAACAGGAAAACCGAAGACCGACAGCUUCGCCACGCAGACGAUCGGAGAACCCGUCACGCUCCAGUGCAUCGCUCACCCUUAUCCGGCGAGAUCCCGCAUCUGGUGCGCAAUGGAAUGUUGCUCGCAUUGAGGACCCACCUAUCCUAGAUGUCUCGUCCGCCUCGAAUGAUCCUAGCAUCAAGAAGAAGUUGGGAGCACCGAUGUAUAUUGAAGUUUUCAAUCCUGGCUACUCCAAAUUUCUGCAUUCCGACACCACUAACAAGCCCCCUUUGACAACACGGGAUAGUGGCAUGUCUAUCCAGUCACGUAACGCAGAGUCAAAACAGCAGACGGGGGCUCAUCUGUCUACGAACGAGAACGUGUUCCGUCGACGCAUCUGGAUGGAAGGAUCGCAGCACAUCGGCGGCUUUGGACAUCGAAAGCUUAAUUCGUAUGACUACGAUACCGGGCGUCCUGACUCACGGGGCAGUUACCGCAAGACCAGUCAUAUGCUAGCAUCCAGGUCUCGGAUAGGCAAACCAGUUUUCGUGGUUAUGUGUUCACGAGUCCGUGGAACGGACGAUGUGAAUUCACCACCGGAGUAG
Alternaria ventricosa is the source of this 942-nucleotide messenger RNA. RefSeq lists its product as uncharacterized. The record is from RefSeq and is a predicted model, not a curated record. Bases 1 to 942 code for a protein of 313 amino acids. Lineage: Eukaryota; Fungi; Ascomycota; Dothideomycetes; Pleosporales; Pleosporaceae. The transcript is spliced from 2 exons.